AUGGCGCAUUUGAAUACAGACAACUUCCUCGCAGCCAACGAACCUCCUUACGAUGUCGGUCCAGCUCCUCCCCCCGGUCCGUCACUUUUAGACGAUACGGAGUCAAACAUGCUCGAGAGUUUCUUCACAACACUAAACACUAGCCAAUUUAAUGUUAACGAUGCUUGGUUUCAGGACCUUUCACACGAUAAAGGCGGUGGUGCAUUUGGACUGGACUGGACAGAAGGGCUACCACCGAAUUUGGAAGGCUCGACAACUUCUUUAUCACAACCACCUAUUCUCUCAAUGAAUCCACAGAAGAAUAACAAUAUGAUGGGAGGGAUGGGUCCCGACUCCGAUAUCCUGGCAGCCGCUCAAAUGCUUUAUGGAAACGGAGCCAACACAAUGAACUUUGCGACAGGCCAUUUGUUCCCUGCUGGUAUGCCAGAAAUGGCACCUAAUCAUAUGCCUCAUCCCCGUAUCAAGCAAGAGCAGACACAUCAUCCGCCUGCAAAUCACAAUGAUCCUCGUCAAAUGAUGCCUCAAGGACAACAUACAUCAGUCUUUAAUCCAGAACAGCCAGCAAUUCCAGUAGAUCCACAUACAACCAUCGAAGUUCAACGGCUACGCUGGGGCUCAGAUGCUGGGUUCGUGGACCAAGGUUACCGACGACCUGCCGAAAUGGAGAACACAGACGAGGUCACAAAAAAUCUCCUGGAAAAUAUGAAAUGUUUGGAACCGCAAUCAAGCACUACUAACACGCGUGCACCAACGCCAACAAAGUUUGAGACUCCUCACAAUCGUGAGUGGAAUAACGGCAAUGGAGUCAGCACUUCCCAAUCUUCUGACACGACGAACUAUGACGAAGGUGAUGGCAGUUCACGGCCAAGAAAACGGUCCAAGAUCAAAAUGCAAGAGGACGAAGACUCGGACGAUAACAGCGGCACGCCAAGGAUCAAAAAGAUGAAAGGUGCCUCUGGAGGCAAGGCCAGACGUGGUUCAAGUGAAAGUUCCUCGAAGAGAACAAAGGCACAGCAAGCCAAAGCAGCAAGAGAAAACCUCACAGAGGAGCAGAAACGCACGAACCAUAUUCUGUCAGAGCAAAAGCGUCGCAACCUUAUCAAACAAGGAUUCGACGAACUAUGUGCGUUGGUCCCUGAUCUUCGUGGUGGCGGUUUCAGCAAAAGUGCCAUGCUCAUUCAAGCUGCGGAUUAUUUGGAGGAGGUUCUGAUUGGCAACAACGAACUGCGAAAACAACUUUCGCAGCUCAAAACCGUUAACGGCUUUAUGAUACCCCGGUGA
Molecule: messenger RNA, 1281 nt
Organism: Talaromyces amestolkiae
Lineage: Eukaryota; Fungi; Ascomycota; Eurotiomycetes; Eurotiales; Trichocomaceae
Exons: 1
Coding region: 1-1281 (426 amino acids)
Biological process (GO): regulation of transcription by RNA polymerase II
Molecular function (GO): protein dimerization activity; RNA polymerase II cis-regulatory region sequence-specific DNA binding; DNA-binding transcription factor activity, RNA polymerase II-specific
Source: RefSeq, a predicted model, not a curated record